Colius striatus (speckled mousebird) is the source of this 2368-nucleotide messenger RNA. RefSeq names its product nicastrin (gene NCSTN). NCBI's taxonomy places the organism in Eukaryota, Metazoa, Chordata, Aves, Coliiformes, Coliidae. The coding region runs from base 18 to 2180 and encodes 720 amino acids. Gene Ontology annotation, cellular component: membrane. The transcript has 17 exons. The record is from RefSeq and is a predicted model, not a curated record. Gene Ontology annotation, biological process: protein processing; Notch receptor processing.
GCGGAAGCCCCGGGAAGAUGGCGGCGGCGGGGAGAGCCCGGGGCGGGCGCGGGAUGGAGGCGGCUGCCGGCGGUUGCCGGGUGCUGCUCCCGGCGUGGUGGGGCUUGUUCCGGAGGCUGCUUCUUUCCGUGCUGGCCGUGGGCUCCUGCCAGGGGAACUCUGUGGAGAGGAAGAUUUACAUCCCCCUGAACAAAACGGCACCGUGUGUUCGCCUCCUGAAUGCCACCCACCAGAUCGGCUGCCAGUCGUCCAUCAGUGGAGACACAGGAGUGAUCCAUGUGGUUGAGAAGGAGGAGGAUCUAAACUGGGUGCUUGCUGAUGGCCCACACCCACCCUACAUGAUACUCCUAGAUGGGAACCUCUUCAACAGGAGGGUAAUGCUGCAGCUGAAAGGAACCUCCAGAGUGUCAGGCCUUGCUGUGGCCAUUGCCAAACCUAACCCUCCCCAGGGAUUCUCUCCUGGUUUGAAGUGCCCCAAUGAUGGGUUUGGUGUCUAUUCCAAAGAUUACGGCCCUCAGUUUGCUCACUGCAAUAAGACCGUGUGGAAUCCUCUGGGCAGUGAGCUUUCAUAUGAAGAUUUUGACUUCCCUAUUUUUCUCCUUGAAGAUGCCAACGAGACACAAGUUAUUAAGCAGUGUUAUCAAGACCACAACAUCCCUCGUGGUGGAUCUGGCCCUGAGUACCCUCUCUGUGCCAUGCAGCUUUUUUCGCACAUGCAUGCUGUCACCAGCACAGUCACCUGCAUGAGACGCAGCUCCCUGCAGAGCACCUUCAGCAUUAACCCAGAGGUUGUUUGUGAUCCUCUUCUUGAUUACAAUGUGUGGAGCACCUUACAACCCAUCAAUUCCUCUGGCAAAGUCGAUCCUGAGAAGGAAGUUAUUAUUGUAGCUACACGAAUUGACAGCCAUUCCUUCUUCUGGAACAUUGCACCUGGGGCAGAGAGUGCUGUCUCUUCUUUUGUCACCCAUUUGGCUGCUGCUGAAGCUCUUCAUAAAGCAUCAGACAUUCAUUUGCUGCAAAGGAAUGUGAUGUUCACCUUCUUCCAAGGGGAGACCUUUGAUUACAUUGGCAGCUCACGGAUGGUCUAUGACAUGGAGAAAGACAAGUUUCCUCUUGGCUUGAACAACAUCCAUUCAUUUGUGGAGUUAAAUCAGGUGGCUCUAAGGAACGAUUCAGUGCUGUGGAUGCACACAGACCCUAUCUCUAGGCUGAAUGGAUCUGUUGAAGCUAAGGUUAGGAACUUGCUAGAUACCCUGAGAAACAGCAGCCUGGGAGCCAAUGUGUCCUUGCAGGAAGCUGAAUUUUCCCAGCCUCUUCCCCCAUCCUCCUUCCAGCGCUUCCUCCGGGCCAGGCCCAUCCCUGGAGUGGUUCUAACUGACCAUCAAACCGCCUUCCAGAACAGAUACUACCAGAGCAUGUACGACACUCCAGAGAACAUCCACAUGCAGUACCCUGAGGGGCUUAGCCCCGAGGAGACCUUGGAGUAUGUCACAGACACAGCCAAGUCCCUGGCAGAAGUUGCCACAGUGGUCGCCCGUGCUCUGUACAGACUUGCAGGGGGAGCCAACAACACCUCUGCUAUCCAGGCAGAUCCAAAAACGGUCACUCGAAUGCUCUAUGGGUUUACAAUCAAAAUGAACAAUUCCUGGUUUCAGUCCAUCAUUAAACCAGACCUAAAAGGAAUUCUGGGUGAUGAAGUUCCUCAACACUACGUUGCAGUUUCCAGCCCUGUGAACACUACCUACCUUGUGCAGUAUGUGCUGGCCAACCUCACAGGCACAGUUGUUAACCUCACCAAGGAGGACUGCCAGAACCCUGAAAAAGUACCCAACAGUGAGAUAGAAAUGUAUGAAUAUGCCUGGGUGCAGGGUUCCCUUUAUCCUAACUCAACAUUACGAGUCCCCUACUGUGUCAGGUCAGCUGUUCACCUGAGCAAAGCACUCUCUCCUGCCUUUGAGCUCAGGCAGUGGGGCUCUACAGAGUAUUCCACGUGGACAGAGAGUCGGUGGAAAGAGAUCCGUGCCCGAAUAUUCCUGGUAGCCAGCAAGGAGCUAGAGAUCAUCACUUUGCUUGUGGGCAUUGCUAUUCUGGUCUUCUCUCUCCUUGCCACGUACUUUAUCAACGCCAAAGCAGAUGUACUUUUCAGCAUCCCACGGGAGCCAGGGGCUGGGGCUUACUGAAGAUGCUCUUGGGGGUUUGAAAGUCUUAAACCCUUGGAUUCCAAUUGUCAAAGAGGAAAAACUACACUGGAAAAAUACCUUUCCCUCUGGAUAGGAACAUGAAUGGUUCUCUCCAGAGCUUCCAUGCUCAAAUUCCGCGGACUCAGCCCCUCAAACACAAGAGACCUUCCCAGAAAACCAUGCCCUGA